This is a messenger RNA of Adineta ricciae, 1890 nucleotides long. The record is from the annotation of a GenBank genome assembly. NCBI's taxonomy places the organism in Eukaryota, Metazoa, Rotifera, Eurotatoria, Adinetida, Adinetidae.
AUGGGAAACUCUUUAUCUGAAUUCAGUAAACUUAAAGACAAAUCUCAGAAUUCUAUCGACGCAGAUAUUGACGAUACCAGUUGGCUCAAAGCUGUUGACAAUUCGUUCGUUUACGUAUGGUGUGAUGAAUCCAUCGGCACACAGAAAUUUGUCAGCGAUGCUAACAAUACGCUGAGAAAUAUUGCGUCUAUCGCCAAUCCAAAGCGGCAACUUGUUCAUACUUUCAACGAAUUGGACGCUUGUAAAGAUUUCAUCAUGCAUGUCAAUAAUGUAUGUUUAAUCAUUUCUGGAAAGUUUGGGGAAGAACUUAUACCAAAAAUUCAUAAUGCCGAACAACUACAUUCAGUGUAUGUCUUCUGUAUGAACAAGCCGAAACACGACGCAUGGGCGGUGCACUACCGAAAAGUUCGUGAUGUGUGUACUAACAUUGGAGAUAUAUGUAAAUCGUUGAAAAAGUAUAUUUCAUCACCAGCGAUCAUUGACUAUGAUCGAAUUGAUUUUGAUAUUAUCAGUACAGAGGCAUAUUCAACAGAACCGCAGCAGCUCGAUCUAAAUUUAGUUUAUUCAAUUCUAACAGACACUUUCAUAUUGGGAAUGGUGGACUCAGCGGAUCAUGGUAAGCAAGACAUGGUCAAGUAUUGUCGAAAUGAAUAUACGUCUGAUUGUCAACUUUAUCUAAUCGGUGAUUUUGAAAAAAACUAUUCACAAUUCAGUCCGAUCUGGUGGUAUACGAAAAGUUACUUUUUCCAAGGAAUGAUCAAUCGAGCAUUACGAACACGUGAUCUCUAUGUGCUUUGUUCACUGCAGCGCUUAUUAAAAGAUUUAAACAUUGAAUUGACACGAUUGCAAGAAAAGCAAAAGAAAACGACUGGAUCACUGGAUUUGUAUUUUGUUCAAACGCUCGCAACCGCUGAAUUGCGCCGACUACAAGCAUCAUAUGGUCAAUUAAUGUGUAUCAAUCAAUUCAUAAGCGCUAAUCCAGAUAAAACGAUUGCAAUCGUCUUUAUGAAACAUCAAGCUUUGAAAUCGAAUCAAGUUCGCAUUCUUUUUCACAUUCAUAUUGACCAAACCUUGUCAACAAUUGUUCCAUACGCCAAUAUUGGUUCGAAUAGUGAUUUCGUUCACGAAAACGAACAUCUUAUCUCAAUGUUUGGAUACUAUCGUGUUGGCAAAGUGGAGCAAGUCGCCGACUUUCAAUCGACAUGGCUAGUAAAUUUAACAUUAAUCGGGAAAGACGACUAUCAAUAUAUGCAACUGAAACAUCAUCGACUCGAAAACAUGUAUCUAGUUGAUCUGGAUCAAACAGUUAAAGAUCGAAUAUGUCGAUUCAAAUCGGCCAAUAAACUAUUUCGACAGGCUUUGUACAAUACGAACAAUCAAAUGGAAUUACGGGCAAUCGUGUUACAUUAUAAUUUGGCUUUACUUUAUGAUAGCUUUGCUGAAACUAGCAAAUCACUCGAACAAUAUCAAUGCGCUUUAGCUGUGGCAAGAAGAUCGAUUCCAAACUGUCAACACAGCGAUCAUAUAUGUCUAGUACCCAUCUUUGCCAAUAUGGGAUUAACUUUUCUACAAAGCAAUGAGUGCGAGUCUGCUACUAUACAGGGAGCUGCUAUUGCACAUGGGAUUCGGGCAAUAGGAAUCUUAUCGAAAAAUGAACAAAUUUCUACAAUAAAGAAAGAACUUGAAUCGGCAUGUUAUAUUAUCUAUGGAAUUAUUCAUGAACGAAUUGGUCAAACUUCCGACGCUCAAAAGUAUUUCAAUGAAGCGUUAGCAAUCCAGAAAAUGUAUUUACCGUCGAAUCAUCCCGAUGUGAUAUACUCAGAACGGCUUAUUGCAUUACUUUCAUCGAAAUUAAGUAGCUCGGACUCGUUCAAAAGUGCGAAAUCUUGA